GUAUGCAACAAGUUGUUCACUUUAGUGAUGUACUGCCCUUAACGACAGGCCUCACAGCCAUUAUACUUCUGAAAAGUCGAUAUUCUCGAUUCUCUGUUAUGGGAGAUUGGCGUUGGAUUAAGAGGGUCUGUAUCCCGGUAUUUCGCGGACCGGAAAUUGUUUAGAAUUCGAGGUGAACGCUGCCGGGAGAUGCUGUCGUCGCAAGAGAAAACAAGCGAAGAACCAGAAACAUAAAAUCAUAGAGACGAGGCCUAUCAUUAAGGUUGUGUGAGCAUGGAUGCUGACGACUGCAAUGGCCGAUCCUACAUGUCAGGCAGUGGAGAUUCUUCAAUGGAGAGGGAGUUCUCAGGGGCCCUUGGAGGUCCAACAGUAAGCACCCCAAACAGCCAGCACACCUCCCCUGCCCGCUCUCUAAGUGCUAACUCCAUCAAGGUCGAGCUUUACAGUGAUGAGGAGGGGGUUCGUGGUGCUGGUCUAGUGGACGAGAGGGGAGAUCGGGCAGAGGAGGGAGCUUCUGAGCAGGGAGGAGAAACAGGAGGAGGCGGAGGAGGCUACAGGGAUCAUGCCAGUCCAGAGCUAAUGCCAGCCGGUGCCAUCAGGCUGCCUAACGGGAAGCUCAAGUGUGACAUCUGUGGAAUGAUCUGCAUCGGCCCCAACGUCCUCAUGGUGCAUAAGCGCAGCCACACAGGUGAGAGACCAUUCCAGUGUAAUCAGUGUGGUGCCUCCUUCACUCAGAAGGGCAACCUGCUGCGUCACAUUAAGCUGCACUCAGGGGAGAAGCCCUUUAAAUGCCCCUUUUGCACCUACGCCUGUCGCAGAAGAGAUGCUCUAACUGGCCACCUCCGCACCCACUCGGUGUCCUCCCCUACUGUGGGUAAGCCCUAUAAGUGUAGUUACUGUGGUCGCAGCUACAAGCAGCAGAGCACCCUGGAGGAGCACCGUGAACGCUGUCACAGCUACCUCCAGAGCCUGGAGACUACGCAGCCACCCAAUGCUCACAACCAAGGAGAGGAAUUAAGGGACCUAGAUUUUAUGCCCGACUCUUUGAUGCAGCCAUCCUCAGACAAGAUGGCGUUCAUUGACCGGUUGACCAACAGCAUCACCAAGCGCAAGAGAUCCACACCACAGAAAUUUGUAGGACAGAAGCACACACGUCUCACACUAGCAGACACACCUUACGAGCAGAGCGCUGCUUUUGACAAAGAUGGGGAGACGCACCAUGGGGGUCUGGAGCAGCCACAUUUCACCGGCCUAGGAGGAGCGUUCCUGGGAUUGCCAGGGGGAGGGGGAGGAGGAGGAGGAGGGGGGUCAGACACAUUGCGACCCCUGCGGCUGUCGGAGCUCCGGCCAGUCAUUAGCUCAGCUCACACCCCCAUGGCUCCUCUAGGGCCCAGGCUGGACUGCACAGGGGCUGGGGCGGGGCUUGGAUCGACAGGUGUUGGGGGCAGGGAGGCGGCUGAGGGCCACGAAGACCUGCCCCCAGGCCGGAGUCACGCCCCAUCGCCUAGCAAUGGUUGCCAGGACUCAACGGACACAGAGAGCAUGCCGGAUGAGGUGUACAGCAGCACAGCGCCGGCCCUGCCCCUCCACAACAACAACAACCAUCACAACCUCCACCACCUCCACUCCAACCACCACCCUCCACCUCCUCCUCUGUUGCACCACAGGGGCAGGGACAAACACAGCCCCAGCCACGCCAAAGACAAGGAUGUGGAAAGGGAAGAGGGGGGCCACCCAGCUGCCCCUGCUCCUCCUGCCCUCCCCCAAGCCCCAGGAUCGCCCAUGGCACCUUCCUCCACCUCCAGGGAAGCAUUCCGGGUGGUGGAUGGGGAGGGACGAGCUGUGCGCUCCUUCCGCUGUGAACACUGCCGGGUGCUUUUCCUGGACCACGUCAUGUUCACCAUCCACAUGGGCUGCCAUGGCUUCCGCCAGCCCUUCGAGUGUAAUAUCUGCGGCCACCGUAGCCAGGACCGCUACGAGUUCUCCUCACACAUUGUACGUGGUGAGCACCUUCUGGGCUGAGGACCGAGGAGGGCUCCUGGAUGAACGGCUGCUUUACCUAGGGCUGUUUUUACUCAGACAAAGGACCUGGUUGGGUUUGGUCUGCACCGUACAAUCAUGAAAGUUAAAUUUAUGAUAUAGAAAUAUGAAACUACUUUUUAAAGUGAAUUUUACAUGGGCUUUGUCACUGUUAUUAUGGAAACUUUGACCCCCAAAUAGGAUAGUUAUUCAAUAAUUGCAUCAUUCUGGAAAGGAGGCUCACCACUUUGCACUUUUCGCUAUGGAUAAAUUCUUAAAAGAAAAGAUAAGCACUUUCGAAUUGAUUUUAUUAGUCAGUAGAUGAAGAGUCAAUGCACUUUUUUAUCCUCAGAAGUGCCUUGCUCUGGUGUGGUCUACCUUCUCUCUUAUCCAGGGUCAAACCUGGUGCACAAAACAGUGAUACUCCUCAAAUGUGAUUUAUAUCUGUGACUUUUUGAAUUUAUUUUCUUAUGCACUUUAACUAGCUAAUGCAAAAAAACAAGAGUGUGCAUUUUGAUAAGCUUGUGGCUUGUAAUGCAGUUAAGAUAAAUCUGUAGUCUUAUUCAGCAAGCUACUUUUCUGGAAUUUUUUGGUUUAACUAAUACCCAUUUGAGAAGCACUUGUUCACAGAUCUUGUAAAUUCCCAAACACACAUUGAGCCCCUAAUGAGUAGCACUGUUGUGUAGAUUAUGCACAUUAGAUUGUUUAUUUCAAUGAUAGUUGUGGUGCAGACCAGACUCAGGAGACCAGGUCUAAGUCAAAUGAUUAGAAGGAUUUGAGUAAUUUGUCUCAAAUGAGGAGUGCACUUUUCAAGUUUGUUUGUUUGUGUGUGUGUGGUCUUUUGGACGUCAAGUAAGUUAAAUGAGUGUGAGUUGAAGGGUUUUAGGAGUGUGAAUGUGAGAAGGGAUGGGUUACUGUAUGUUUUUUGUUUCCUCUGAUUGCUUUUGUUGCACUGAUACCUGCCGAGAUAUGAUGAUUAUAUUAAACUAUUUUAUAGAAAAACGAAUUUAUGACCUGCACAUUUCUCUGUGCAGUUUGUAAAAAUACUCAUUCCUCAAAAGAAGAGUUCCACUGCCACUAUGUUGGACUAAUGUGAGACACAAGGGGGAAUACAAUUUUUCCAUUCAUGAUUUCCCUCAGCUUUGCUUGAUAUGAGAUAAACCAAAAUUAUACCCUGUUAUUUACAAGUGAGAUCUGAAACCAGUUUAGAUGUUUUUCAUUGUAUUGUGCCUUUCAUGACACUGACCUCACUUAAGGGGCAUGCAGCACUAAGAGCCAGCACAUCUUUAUGGUUCAAUAGUUUUAUAGCUGGUCAUUUUGAAGAUGUAGAAUUUAUAAUAGAUUGUCCCAGACCACGGUACAUAGGACCCAUGGUAUUCCUGAUGCCCGAUAUUAUCCCAAGGUUUGAUUUAUACCAUUUUAAAGACCAUUUAAAUUGAAUAUAAACUUUGAAAAGGUGACAGGUUGGGAAAGAAGCACUUUUAGGCAUAUAUCAAAGAGUUUUAGGUGCAUACGAUCGCCACCUGCUGCUAUGAUGUGUAUGAGUGAAGUGGUUAUGUGGCCACAGUCCUUGGUGGUUGACAAGUUAUGUACUUACAGAAUUGACUUGGAAAUGUUUGAGAUUUUUUUUCUUUUUCAAUUCUCUGUAUUUGUUUUCCAGUUACAGCACUGACAUUCACAAAAAUCUUAUUUCAAUGAUCUAGCAUCAUGGUAAACAGUAUUUUCUACAGCACCACUAUGAUCAAAUGAACUAAGGAUUAUUUUCAUGUAAAUAGAAUCAUAAGAGACAGUAGGUCAAGAAGGUCUGCUUUAGACUUGGUUUGUCCUUCUGCCUGGUCAUAUAACAAAUGAAGUGGGUUGUUUGUCUGAGUUAGGCUAUAAAGCUACAACAGAUAAGCCAAGUCAAUGGAGCAUUUCUCAAGAUUUCCAAAUGUGAUGACAAAAUGUUUUACCUCAAAUGACAAUUGCCUCUUUUUAGGUGGGUGUGGGGAAUAUUGAACAUGUGAUGUUUGUUUUUGUUUCCUGAGGUCCUGAAGUGCAGUAAUGUAUCCUAACUAAAUAUGAUUUAUUUAUUAGGUAAUUUUGCCACCAGAAAAUUACGUUUUGUGGAAAUGGGCUGCAAAACUAAUUUUAUCCUCAAUAUCAUAAUAUUGACCACAAAACAAUCACAACAUUUAUGUUCUCCAUCACAAUAUCAAGGCAUAGUUGCACUCAAUUGGUUGCAUUAACCUCAAUAUCUGUAAUGCUGUUCUUAACAUUAUGCCUUAUCAAUGGACACAUAAUGACUGUUCAGCAAUGGGGAGCAUGGACAGGUCAAACUGAAUGGGAAAGAGGAAAAAAAAACAGAAUCACAAAUUGAACAAUUGCAUCAUCGUGUUUGUCAAAUCCAGCAACAAAUUGUGAUUGUAAAAUAUUUCCCUUACCAUAAUGUAUAAUUUACUUGGCAUUUGCAUGACAAUGUGAUGGUUGUAAUAGAAGCUUGUGAUGUUCCCCAACUCAUGUGCAUAUACAUCAAGAGCUAUUUACAUCUGAGGAAAAUGAUGCUU
Messenger RNA from Osmerus eperlanus (European smelt), 4565 nucleotides. RefSeq names its product zinc finger protein Eos-like. The record is from RefSeq and is a predicted model, not a curated record. Gene Ontology annotation, biological process: regulation of transcription by RNA polymerase II. Gene Ontology annotation, molecular function: DNA-binding transcription factor activity; RNA polymerase II cis-regulatory region sequence-specific DNA binding. The transcript has 8 exons. Bases 274 to 2022 code for a protein of 582 amino acids. NCBI's taxonomy places the organism in Eukaryota, Metazoa, Chordata, Actinopteri, Osmeriformes, Osmeridae.